Molecule: messenger RNA, 444 nt
Organism: Podospora anserina S mat+
Lineage: Eukaryota; Fungi; Ascomycota; Sordariomycetes; Sordariales; Podosporaceae
Exons: 3
Coding region: 1-444 (147 amino acids)
Source: RefSeq, a predicted model, not a curated record
AUGAAAUGGGUAUCAUCGCUGUCAAGCCUCACCUCCCUCUUCGUCGAGGAUGGCUCUAUACUCACAGCCGAUGUGGCAAAGGCUCUUCGCCAGAAGUGCCCGUCUUUCAACUACCUACAAUAUCACUGCUGCGAAGGUCCCGAGGCCGAUCAACAGCUCGCCGAAUUUUUGCGAGAUCUCAAGCCACAGUCACUGCAAACCUUCGUCAUUCGUAGCCGGAACGAAGUAGGAAACGAGACUUUCAUGGCUUUGCAACAACACUCAAGUUCACUCCAAAAACUUUGCCUCAUGCGCCUCAACCCCACCGCGUUGAGGUCUCUUCACCAGCUUCGGCAUUCCCUCGCAAUCACGACGUUGGCCAUCGAAGGGAACGACAUGGUGGAAGGGUUUGGCUGGCUAGACUAUGAUAACCCGGCCGACUUUGAGGAAGUGGCGGAAGAAUAA